AUGGUCAACGUCGUGUCGAAGCCGGCUCGGCAGGCCACCGCAUGCAACUGGUGCCGGGCACAUAAAAUGAAGUGUGAUACGGAGCAGCCCUCCUGUAGAAAUUGCCAUACUCGAGGCAUCGAGUGCAUCACAAUGGAUCUCCGCCGACCAGGUUGGGCUGGUCGUCGGCAGGAGCCUGUAGGUCGUCGAGGCAAACGAACCCCUCAACAGCAGAAGCGUUCUUCGGCCAAGCCGCAAGAAGCCCAGGUCCUUCGCCAGCCCUCUCCCUCUCCCUCACUGUCCCUCUCUAUUCCACCUUCACCUACUGAGAAGCUGCUGGCUCCCCUGGUGGCUCACGAUGUUCCGUUGCCAUCUAUAUUCAUUGCUCCUUUUAUCGAUGAAGACCAACGGCCGUCCCAGUCGGGGGCGAACAACGUUGUACCAAGUCCUAUAUCUACUACCUCUGGUUACAACACUGGUGACACUAAUCUCAUGGUUAUUAGAGAUAGCAGUUGCUCAAGGUCACAGAUAAUUGGCAGCGGCGGUAGCAGCAUGUACAUCCUGGUUCAGUGGCUUGAUCUUUUUUUUGCGAAAAAAGAUUUUUGGAAACCAAUCUUCCCAGACUUCCAGCGUGGUUUGGCCUAUUCGCUUGAAGUUCCACUUGGAUUCCCCACGUCAUUACCAUCUUUACCAACUCCAUCGAGACUCGAUGAGUAUCUCUCAAUCUUUUUUUCCAGGAUUUAUCCAAUCUACCCCAUCGUCGACCGCGAGGCAAUCUAUGCCUCAGUUGAGGAUUUGAAAAAAAAGCUCGAAUCCCAACCCCCAGCCCUCAAACCAAAAGAUUAUCCUCAGUUGGCUUGUCUCUAUGCUCUGUUAAGUGCCUCAGCCGAUGAGCUCGAAACCCAAACCACAGAAGUUGGUGCAUCCUACCUCCAAGGUGCUUACUUUCUAUACUCUCAUCUUGUCGCUAUGCCCUACGUCUCGUCAGUGCAAGCAUUACUGCUGCUGGCUGUUGUGUUGAGGAACCGUAAUAAAGACGGUGCAAGUUGGGAGAUCCUGGGACAGGCAAUCCGGAUGGCACAAUCCAUUGGCUUGCAUAGACAACUUGCUUCGACAGGAUCUUCUCCUCUCGUUAUCGAUGGAUCAGUGACGGAUAGCACCAGGGAUGGUGACCUCCAUUCACGAAUUUGGUGGACUGCAUACGUUCUUGAAAGAGCCAUGGAACUAGAUACAGGCAGGCCAUCUGCAAUCCGAGAUAGAGAAUGCGACCAAAUAUUACCGCGACCUGUUCUCCCACUGCACUCAUCGGGACCAUGUUUCGAUUACUUCGGUGCGUUGAUUCGACUUGCUCAAAUCCAAACCUCGAUCACUCAGCUGUACCACAAUACAAAGGAGCGCCGUAAAACAAAAGAGAUACUCUACGAAAUGGGUCGUCUAGACAGGGCUUUACUAGAUUUAGCGGCUACGUUUCCGGAAGAGAUUAGACCCGGUCGAGAUAUCCUAUGCCCUCCAGAAGAAUUCCACUUCGCAACGUAUUUCACUUUGCAAUAUCAUCAAAGUUGCAUUGCCCUGCACAGACCAGCUCUAACGUCGCCUACUGGCUGGUUGAGAAACCGCGUCAACCAUCUCUGCAGAGGGACACCCUGGAAAGUCAGAUUAAGAUAUUGUCUCUGCAUCGGUGCGGCAUCAGCACGGUCAAUUCUUAAGGCGUGGAAUGACCUGUUGCUCUACAGCACACCGUCUCGCUUGAUAACUCUCAAUCCAUUAAUGCUUGCCAUUCUUGUCCUCUCAAUUUAUGUAACCAGAAUUCCUUCAAGUUUAAUGAAUUACCCUGAUCUAGCAAUGGUCAUUACCUUUGCAGGAGCAGCCCAGCAGGAAUAUUCGAAGAUUGGACAGGACCCGGAGUUUGUCCAAGGACUAGAAGUACUGAAACAGCAGCUUUCCAAGCACAUUGAGAUAACGAACACACAACGCAGACCUGGAAACAUGGAAAUACAGGCUCCAAGUCUGACUUCAGACCAGCAGAUUUCUGAUCAGCUUUCCACUGAAGUUGACAUGGGCUUAGACCCGGGCCUUCUUGAUGACGCCUGGUCCUCACUUUGGACCGACGGUUUGAAUAACUUUCAUAUGAGUGAUGAUAACCACGGCAUGGUAAAUGCUUAUCUUCUUGGAUUAUCAGAUGCGGAUAUGGCGUUUUAGAACAGAUGGUAUUGUGUACUAAUUCGCAGCUAAAAUUUAUUUAAUUUGAGCACCGUUUCAAGUUCAAUUUUACAACCUUUGUUUUUCAGCAGAUUGAAAUACUCGUCACUCUUCCACAGCUCUAGAGGCUCCUAGUUGUCACCGACUGUUCCAGUAGUCGAUUCCAGCUUGUGGAAAUUGCGACCCCUCUUUGUCAAGAUAGUAAACCAAGAC
Molecule: messenger RNA, 2391 nt
Organism: Talaromyces proteolyticus
Lineage: Eukaryota; Fungi; Ascomycota; Eurotiomycetes; Eurotiales; Trichocomaceae
Product: fungal-specific transcription factor domain-containing protein
Exons: 6
Coding region: 1-2178 (725 amino acids)
Biological process (GO): DNA-templated transcription; regulation of DNA-templated transcription
Molecular function (GO): DNA binding; zinc ion binding; DNA-binding transcription factor activity, RNA polymerase II-specific
Source: RefSeq, a predicted model, not a curated record